Molecule: messenger RNA, 2169 nt
Organism: Danio rerio (zebrafish)
Lineage: Eukaryota; Metazoa; Chordata; Actinopteri; Cypriniformes; Danionidae
Source: RefSeq, a predicted model, not a curated record
UCAACAUCAUUUGGGAAAUAUUUAAAAAACAAAACAAAAACAAAACCAAGAGCACACCCUCUGAGCGCGUCAUAGGCUCAGUGUGUUUACAGUGAAUGUCUGGCAGGGUUGUUUAAGACUUACCGUAAAACAGGUUGUAAGUUUCUAUUUCUCUGCUCCUCCUGUGUCACCGAAUUGCGUAAUGAUCUUAAGUAAGGUGUGCAGUUUUGCAUUCCAGUUCUGUCCGUCACAACGACACGCUCUCAUUUCUAUUGACAGAUCCACUAGCCAUUUUUCCCCCCAUGUUGUAGGUACCUGGUAAAAUGUUGAGCGGGUUUGCCGAUUUGAGCCUGGAGGAUGAAGUGGAAGACAUGGACACAUCCGACACACCGUGGUUUUGGUUUUACAAGGCAAAGUGUGGCAUCUGGCACAGAGUUGAGGACGACCCAAAGAAUUUUAUGUCCAGUGACGAUCUGGACCGUUAUUACCUCAGAAACCCAACAGGUGUGGUAAACGUGACUGCUGCUGGAGCUCAGUUCGAGGUUAACUUUGCAGAAAGCAUGCAGGUGAAUUUAAAAACUGGGAAAAGCAGGAGGAUUAAACGCUCAUUUCAGACUGGGAGUCACAUAAGAUGCAAAUGUGACGACAUUUCGCCGUCGAUACCAGCACACUGGGAGAGCGUCGAUCCCAAAAAACCUUUUCAGGUGACAGGAAGUGCUCAUCGCAAAGAUAAAUCACUGUCAGACGCUUUAACUCUGAACAAGUGCUUCUUUCCCGCUCAGCUAAUCUCUCUGAGAAAAGACAGCAGCGAAUAUCAGAAGAUGGAGAGAUAUGCCAGGGAAGACGGUUUACUGCAAGAUCCCAUUAUAUCCAUCAGCAGAAUACAAAAUGUGGACCUCUGGGAGUUGUUUUGUAGGAGAAAAAUCCAUAUGAUGAGGACAAAAGGACAAUCUCAUAUCGAGGAGCAAAAUCUUUUUCAUGGCACAAAAGCUAAAAACUUGCCAUCUAUUUGCACAUAUAAUUUUAACUGCAGACUCUCAGACAAGAGAAGAGUUGGGCAUGUAUUAGGAAAAGGAACGUAUUUUGCCAAACAUGCAGCUUUGGCAUCCGGAUAUAGUGACAAGACUCCCCAGGGAACCAAAUUAUUGCUGAUCGCCCGGGUUAUUGUCGGGAAAUACAAAGCAGGCCGUUAUGAUUACUGUACGCCUGAUGAUGACCAGGGUGAAAAUGUUCACAUCCAUGACAGUUGUGUAGAUAAUGUUCACUUUCCGAGGAUUUUUGUCAUCUUUGAUUCCAACCAGAUUUAUCCGGAGUACGUGCUUGAAUAUCGCGGCCGCUGAUUUCAGAUCAGCAUCAGUGCAAUAAUGAGUGCUGGAAGAACUAGAGAACAUGGGCCAGAUUUACUAACUCCUUAAACAUAAAAAAAAAAACGAUUGGAAUUUAUUAAUGUUAUUAAAAAUUUUAGAUGAAAUAUCAUGGAUCGACCACAUUGCGUUUACAUUUGUAGGAGUUUCACUGUCCUAACUAUUUUAUAUGAGAGCAAUUUAAAGAGCCUCUAUUGUGCAUUAUAAAGGGGCUGAUCUGCAUGCAAGGUCAAAAAACACUUUCGCAUUUAUGUUUACCUAAUUAUCCCAAUGAUCAUUCAUUUGUUCCCAAACUCCUUCUUUGUGAUUGGUCGGCUGCAUUCAGCGUGAGACUGAAAAAGAAACGCCCACCACGGUCAUGAAGUCGCAAGUGUACAGAGUAGAUGUGUGAGCCCAAUGCAGGAGAGCAUUAAACCAAUGCACUCCUAACCUCAACGACAAGUAAUAACAACGACAAACGUUCAGUAUUAUGCCCCCCACCUCCACACAUCCUGACUUUAGUCUGUUAUCACUCCCACCCCCAGUCCUCACUUUUGUCCGUGAUCUGGAUCUCACUUUAGUCCGUUAUCACCUCCACCCACAGUCCUAGCUUUAAUCUGCGAUCACCCCUACCCCUGGUCCUCACUUUAGUCUGUUAUCACCCCCACCCAACAGUCCUCACUUUAACCCUCGAUCACCCCCACCCACGGUCCUCACUUUAGUCUUCAAUCACCCCAAACCCUGGGCCCGGUUUUUCAAAAGGUUUAAUCCGGAUAAAAUUGAUCGGAUUCAGUAAUCCUGUUUUUGCGAUCCGUGAUCACGUAAUCCAGCUUACUUUUUGAGCCAG